AUGAGGGACCCCUGUCGUAUAUGCGGCGUUCGUCUGGUGGGAAGCCAGUGUCGCUGGAUCUUCAGUUCAUCCGGGCAGAGGAAGUUACAAGUCAUCCUUUCUCACGUGUUGGGUCGGGAGGUGAUUCGCGAUGGUCGCGGAGAGUUCCUCUGCGGGAAAUGUGUGUUCCAGUUGGAGAAAGUGGUUCAGUGCGACAUCAAUAUCAGCCGGCUGCAGGAUGAACACAGCAGCCAGAUCCAGAAACUGCAGGCGGACAAAGAGAACCUCAUCCAGUGCAUCGUUCACAUUUAUAGCAAAAACAACCCAGGGAGCAGUGGCAGGGGGAGCUCCAAGAUUCCAGUCAGGUCCUCUGGGGUGGGCAGUCCUGUUGAUGACGCUGCAGCUCAGCUGGCUCACGAAAAACAGCAGUUCAGGGAAAGUGGAAGUGGUGUGGCAGAACAUCGCAUGAGAAGAUGUGUGAGUCUGGAUAGAAUAGCCAGCAAAGGGACUUUUCCUUGGCGCUCGGGCCUUCGGGGCAGCAGGCUGGGAUCAGGAGCAGGGAUUGAUGCACCCGUGAAUAUUGGACUUCGAGGCACACGACAUCGUUCACAGAGCAUGUACCUUGACCUGGUCCAGCGUAAGGGCACACUGGCAAGAUCUGGAUUCAAGGGGCGUUCUGCAUCUCUGCAGUCACUGAAUCGAGACUUUUCCUCAGAGACCCCUCCAGACCCUCAGCCCAAACGAAAACUAAGAGAGCCUAAGGUACUGGUUGCCAGAUAUGGUAGCUCCAAUGAACCAGGAGGGAAGAGUCAGGCCAAAGCGCUGCUCCAGAGCUCUUCAAGUCAGCCGUCUGUGAUCUCUGACCUAAUCCAGAUCCUCCGCUGCAUUUCUAAGCAGCAAGUGUCUUCACCUGCGGGUAGUCGUAUCCCUGUCCUGAGGAGGGUGAACAGUGGCACAGUUGUGCCCCGAGCCCGACUGAAAAAUAGAGAAGCAGAAUGGAAGUCUCUGCACGAGAUUGCAGAAGAGUUUAAUGAUGAGUACACUCCUGUCAGAGAGAAGAAGAGUGAUGUUAAUCGACUGCAGUCCCUCAAUAAAACGCUGACUGAAGAGCUUAACCAGAUAAAAAGCACCAAUGAGAACCUGACAAGAACGUUGGAGGAUUCCCAGAAUCAGAACAAGACCUUAUCAGGGAAGUUGGAGGAAAAGGAGAAUGAACUUAACUCUGAGAAGAAAAAUGCUCUAAAGCGAGAUAAAACAAUCCAGGGGCUCACAGAGGUUCUAAAAGAAAAGGAAAAAGAGAUUGCUGAGCUUUGCCGUGAGAUUGAGGACAGAGAUGAUGCUUUGACCAAGGCCAGAGAAGCAGCCCAUAAAGCCCAACUGCAGAAAUACCAGGGAGUUGAGGAGCACCAAAACCUUUUAAUGGAAAAGCAAACAGAACUGUCCCAGCUCCAAGGGGAACACCAUGCCAAGGUGCUUGAAGCCCAAAAACUGCAGCGUGGCCUUGAGAGGAAGGAGCAAGAGCUGGCUGACAUGCAACAAACAAAAGACCAGCUUGAGAUGGAACUGGAAGACGUGCAGCAACAGAAGAAGAAAGGAGACAAAGCCCUCAAUGAUCUGAACAAUCAGCUGAAAAAGCUGAAUGGUGAGAUGGGGGAGAGGGAGAAUGCCCUUGAACAGCAGUACCAGGAGCUGCUGGACCAAACCAAAAGAAAACUGCAGUCCCAUGAGGUCACCAUCCAGAGGCUCACAUCCAUGCUGGCUGACAAAGAGCAGCAGCUACAGGAGUACAUAAAUAUGAUCGGGGACUUGGAUCAAAGCAAAAGUCCGGGCAGUAACGACAGCAUGCUUGUCAAACUGCGGCAAAGGCUAAAAGAAAAGGAGAGUGCUCUGGAGAAAGCUGUAGAUGAGAAAUUUGCUGCCAUUGAGGAGAAAGACAAUGAGAUUCACCAGUUGCAGCUUUCACUAAGGGAAAAGGAAAGGGACUUGGAGAGACUUAAUAACCUGCUUUCUCGCAAUGAGGAAACCAUCAAUAAUUGGAAUGAUCUGAUCAAAGAGAAGGAUGUUGAGCUGCAGCAUCUUGCAAACACUCUGAAAAACCUGCAGAGGGCAAAACAAGACGUAGAAGAUAACCUGAACCGAUCCCUGAGAGAGAAAGACUCCAUUAUCAACCAGCUACAGCUCUCCCUCGAAGGCAAGACAAAGGAUAUGGAGGAAAUGGCUGAAUCAAUGAUGAGCCAGUCGCAGACUCACGCACGGGACCUCGCUGAACAGAUGGGUCAGAGGCUAAAGGUCACAGAGGCCAUGCUAGCUGAGGCUGUGAAAGCCAGGGAAAGACUAGUUGCUGACAAUGAGAGUGCCGUGGAAGGGCUUCUGGCUACGAUCAGCAGCAAGGACCAGCUUCUCAAGGAGUCUGCUGAGCGCUUCAACCGCAUGCUGUCUGAGCGCACUCAAGAGAUUCAGGAACUCAGGAAGCAACUGGCUGACAAGCAGCAGCAGCUCACUAAUGCUGAGAGGCAAAGCUCCUCAACAGCCCAGGAGAGUUAUUUAGAGACUGCCGAACUCAAAGCCCUGCUAGCGGAAAAAGACAGCCUCAUCAACAAGCUUCUGCAAAGCGGUCAGGAGAGGGACCAGUUCUUGGCAGAGAUGAGUCACAGGGCGGAGUCAGAACAUGUGUUGGAGCUCAGACAAACUAUCCAAAUCAUGCAAGAGAAGCUGGACGAAAGACAAGCCGAGCUGUCCAGGAGAAACAGUGAGGAUAGUCAGGAAAAUAAUCCACUAUCCAAAAAAACUGUUGUUGUCCUGAAAAAGGAGCUGGCACAGAAAACUGAAGCACUGAACAAAGCACUGAAGAGGGAGAAUGAGCUGAAGAUUUCCUUGGCUGAGCUCCAGUCAUUGUUUUCUGAGCUGGAGGGUCGCGGUGAAGGGCAGGCUGCUAACAUAGAGUCCUUGACUGCCACUUUGAAGACCAAAGAGGAGAUCAUCAAUGUUCUUCAUCUCCGCCUCGGUCAGGGUGCCGACUGUGGAGCCGAUCACACCCAAGAUCAGGUGUCAGGCUCUGGCAUGGACCGCUCGCCCCCUGUGCUGCCUCAGAGAGAGAUGACCAUGAUAGGUGGAGACAGGCAGCAAGAAGCCUUGCCAAACCUCAUGGCCUUGCAGCAGGAGCAGGAUGCUUUGAACAAGGCCCUGAGAGCCGAACAGCAGCUCUAUUCCAGCUUGGUCAGGACUGUGAAGGAGCAAGACAGUGCCCAGCGUCUCCAGGCUUUGCAGCUGGAGCUGACAGCAGUUCAGCUUCUCCGGCAGCAGCUAGAAGACAGCAUCAAAACUAAUGAAGAGCUAAGGGAUGACCUGGAAAGAGAGAUAAACAGGGCCAAACUGAGAGAAGGUAUGGACCUGAUUGACCCUAAAGAACUGGAAAGCAUGAGACAUCAGCUGGAAGAUGCUCAGCGCUGGAACGCAUCCCUGCAGGCUCGCUUGGGGGCAAUUCAGAACAGAGGAGGAGGGGUUGGCGGCGCCAGUGAUGGUGAUACUUUGAGUUUUGUUGGAGAUCAGACUUCCUACAUGAGUAUAUGUGUUGGAGAGGCACCUGAUGACAGUCUGUCCCAACUCUCUGCUCAGGAGCUCCGACAGAAGGUGCAGGAGCUGCAAGACUGUGUCAGUGGACUGCAAAGUUUAAACAAUGAGCUGCAGAGUCAGCUGUCAUUAACAGAGAAGUCAGAGAGUGAUUCUCAUGACAAAGAAGGCAAAGACCUGGCAAGCAGAAGCCGGUCCAAACAGCAGCUUGAGAAGACUCAAGAGGUGCAGCCACUGUCUGUCAGUUACAAGGGACAUCUUCAGGAUAAAGCGACCCAGGCAAGCCUCAAACUAGAACAGGUGUGGCGUGAGGAGAGCACAGAGGUUAGGCUUGGCCAGAGUGGACAACAGGAUCACUCUGACGGUAGCUUCUUGGACAGUGGAGUGAAUGAUUCUAGGAAGAUGUACAUAGAUGUAAUGGCACUUCAGACUCUACUGAGCGACUGUAGAACCUCCUCAGCCUCGCACCUUAGGGAUGAACUUCUCCGACUUAGAUCAGAAAAUAUGGAGCUUCGGGGUCUUCUGAAGGAACAAAAAUCGGCUGAAUGUAAAGAGAAAGAGAGCACUGAUGCUUCCGGGAACAGCAGUGAUGGACAGGCUGAACUGAGAAAGAGUGUGGAACCACCGCCAGCAGCUACUAAAGAGGACUCUAAAGUCAUCAAACUUCAGAAAGAAAGGGGAAAGCAAAACUUCCUGCUGUCAGAGGGUGAGACCCUUGUGACCACUGAAAGCACUGCAGAAGAGAUGGAGAGUUCAGAAAUGAAGCCACACAGCAAGAACUCAAGGCAGCAUGCUGCGCGACUCAGGAGUGGUGUCAAAUCUCGCCUACCUGUUCCUGUGAGGCUGAGGAUGGAGGCUAGCAACAACAUCAGCAGUCAGUUUUUCAGCUCUGAACAAGAUGAUGAACAUCAGCGCCUUAACUUGGGUGUCUGUGGUUCAGACCAUCAGCCACAUAGCGACUUUGACGCCGUCACGGAACCCCUACACAGCACUUCUGCUCCCUGCAGCCCCACUGGAUCUGAAGCCAGAGCGCUGGGGGAUCAGACCCAGAAUGUUUCUGCUCUGUUCACUCAGCUGGAGCUUCUGCACCAGGAGUGCCAGGAGAAAGAGGCUCUGAUCAACAAGCUGGGUGAGCAGCUUUCAGAUUGGGAAGAGCUCCACGCUCAGCUUCAGGAAAAGGAGAGACUUAAUCACCAUUUAACAGUGGCCUUACAGGCUGCUCAGUCCACCAUCGCUUACCUGACCGCCUGCAGUCUGGACAGCCAGGGGGGAUUUGUUUCAGGGUCUGGUUCGGAUGCUGCCCUUCACAGUCAAUGCUUAGAGCUUCAGAAAGCCUUACAGGAGAAGGAGGAGCUCAACAGCCAGCUGAUCAACCUUUUGAACAUGGCAGAGAGGAUCUUUAACUCCAAUCACCCCCAAGAAAAGAAUCCAGAAAUUCGAGACUUUUGUUUAAGAAUAGAGGGUGCAUUGGAGCAGUUAAAUGCAUCUUCAAAUCAAGAUGGCCCGAGAAGGGACCGCGGUGGCUCUGAGGACUCUCUGCAUGCGUUACAGCAGCAUGCGGACUCUUUGCAGAAGGCACUUUUGGAACAGAGCAGACUCAAUGCAGAACUCCAGGAACAGCUGAGGGCUGCAAACGUGUCGGCGCAACGCAGCGACAGCGCCGACGGCGCCACCUCAAGGCUGAAAGAUAAAACUGCAGAAUCACUUGAAGAAGACGUGUCGAAAAAAGGCCACGGCACAACAGGGGGUUCCGAGUCUGGGCCUUUAAAUGACGAGAUGCUCCAAGUUCUGAUGAGCUGUUUCAGUGCAGCGGAGUCCGCCGUUGCCUCUUUAGCAGCUCACUGUGCAAACACUGACGCGUUCCCGUCCAGGAAGUCAUCAGGUAUUGGCCCUGACUUCCACGUAAACUUAGACAAACUUCAGAGAGCCCUACAAGAAAGGAGGCGUCUGACAGAGCCUGCAACAAAAUCCCACAGCAAUGUGUCCCCUGUUCCCACUAAACCAGAGGGCCACAAGCUCCCUCAGGAUCUGCUGCUCCUCCACAAGGUCUGCAGUGAUCACUCUCAGAGGUUGUCGGACCUCCAGGCUUCCCUGCAUGAGGAGAGGGGCUGCAGAGGGGAGAGCGAAGCCCACAGGCCGGUGCACGAUGCCAGAGGAUUACCACCAAGUGUCCAGGUCCAACUGGAGACUUUACAUAAGGCUCUAAGGGAGAAGAAGAAGGCGUGCAAAAGCUUGGAGGAGAAACUGGCCUCCGCUCUUACCAAGGCGCCCGAAACUGCACAUAAAGCUCCUGAACAGGGAGACAAAGGAGUGCAGGUGGAUUUGCAAGACCUGGGUUACGAAACCAGUGCCAAGAGUGAGAACGAUAGGGAAGAGAACAGUAGCACAGAUCUGGAGGUGGGUGUGAACCCCAGCUGCAGCAGCUCCAGCCUGAAAAAUGAGCCGGCAACCUUCUCCUCCACUGAAAAUUUGGACUCCACUUCCAGCACGCCGUACCCCAGUUCACCGGCUCUCAGCUCCGCUAAAGUUAGUCUGAAAAGUCUGCAGGCAUAUGAUGAGUAUGGCGCAUCUGAGGACCCUCUCCAGCUUCGGGCACAAGUCAGAGAGCUGAAGGCUCAGCUGGAAAACCAGACCAAACUCAUCCUUCAAAUGCAGAGCCUCCAGCGCAGGAGCUCUCCCUUCGCCGACCCAGUCGCCGUUGCUUCAGACCCAUCCGUCACCAGGGAGCAGGAAGCCGCGCUCCGAAUGGACCGCAGCCAGGAGAGGAGCUACACAAGCGGGAAACUCGGGGAGAAAAAGGAGCGUGCGAGCCAUUCGGCGAAGGAAGCCUGCCCUCUGAAUCCAGAUGCACAGAACGACAGGAACAAAGCACAGAGUGACCAUCUGCAGCAGAGCCGCAGCCGCUCCACUUCACCCGCCAGACUGGACUCUCUGGUCCAGUCUCAGGCCAGAGAGCUGUCCCAGCUCAGGCAGCAGAUCAAGGAGAGCCGCAAGCUGGGAGCUCUGCAGCGCCGGCAGCUUGAGGACCUGAGCAAGGCCUUCAAAGAGCUGCUGCACGCUGGAGAAGUGGACUGCUACAUGGGCGAGGUGGUCAAAACCCAGCUGGACAAGAGCCUGAGCAUCCUGGACCGACUGGAGGGCCGGCUGGACAGAGGAGACUCUCAUCUGGAUAAUGAAGACGGGGCGGCUCUUGAUUUGUCUCGCAGGCUGGCCAAGGAGCUGCAGGAGAAGAAUAGAGUAAUCCAGAGCCUCCAGAGUAGGGUCAGAGGCCAGAGCCAGCACAGUUCUAUCUCUGACCUUCACCACUCCUCCUCCUCCUGCCACAGCAGCCCCUCCGCACACGGUGGCAGCCGAGCACACGGCCAGCAGCCCCGCUCUGACUGGACAGGAGGAGCUCUCCCUACUGUGGGCGGGGCUCAGGAGGAAGGCGUGUCGGGCCGCAGGGAGGCGGUCAGCAGACUGGAGGGUCUGCAGAGGGAGAACGGACGGCUGCAGGAGCAGCUGAGGAGCAGCGAGGACCUCAAUGCCACCCUGCGCUCUGAGCUGGACCUGCACCGCUCCAUCAUGGCCCAGACCGGCCCCGGAAGUCCGGAAAAGGGUCCAGGCCCAACCCAGCAAGGCCCAGAGGCCCAAACAGCUGCCUCUCAACGAGAUGGAGACAUCGGCCCCCAUGAAGGUCCUGGAGAACAGUCCCGCUCUCUGAAUGCAGACCUGCUGGCAGAACAUCUGCAGGAGAUCAGAGCUCUGCGACGACGCCUGGAGGAGAGCAUCCGCACCAACGACCAGCUGAGGGAACAGCUGGAGAGGAGACUGGCCGAGGUGGAGAAAGACCCAGCGUCCACCAACAUCUUCAUCCAAGGCAACGAGGACCAGGGUCAGCUGGCCAACGAGGUGCGAUUCCUCUGGGAACAAAACCAAACCCUGAAGGAGCAGCUCAGCAUGGGAUCCAGAGAUAAGCAGAAAGAGAACGAGAAGCUCCGGGAGACGCUGGCCAGGCGGGCGGCCAAACUGGAGCAGAGCAGAAAGGACUGCGAGGCCCUGCGGCAGGAGAACCUGCACCUGCAGGAGACGCUUAGGCAGCAGAGCCAGGAGCAGGCGCUGCUGCAGGACGCGCUGCGCCUCGGCAAAGAGGAGCUGCACAGGUUGCAGUGUGAGGUGAAGCUCCAGAGGCAGCAGCUGUCCGACUCCCAGCACCUCCUCCAGUCUCUGCGGGUGGAGCUGCACGUUCACGAGAAGAUGAGGAAGGAUUCCAGCAAACACGACGAGUCUCCUGCGGCGCCCCCCCCCGGCCCGGUGGACCUGGCCGAGCUGCUGUCGGAGAUCCGGCACCUGCGUCUGCAGCUGGAGAGGAGCAUCCAGACCAACACGGCCCUGCGGCAGAAGCUGGAGGAGCAGCUGCUCCGAGGAGCCGCUCGCUCCGAAACCAUCAACAUCAACUACCUGCUGUCGUCUGCAGAGGAGGGAGGCAGGUCGCCGGGCCGGGAGGGCUGUGAGCCCCAGCGCUCGCUCAACAGCGAGCACGCCAGCACCCUCCAUGACGUGAAGCGCUCCGCCCGCUCGGACGGCGGCUCGGUCAGCAGCGGCUCCGGCGACAGCGCCUCGGCCGCGCCCUCCCGGCUGGUGCCCGGCCACAGAAUGUGGGCCAAUCGCAACGGGCGCCACGUGCUGGGCCUCAUUGAGGACUACGAGGCGCUGCGCAAGCAGAUCGGGGAGGGCCGCAAGCUGGCGCGCAGCAUGGACGCCCAGCUGGAGCAGUGCGCGCUGACCCUCAGCCAGCAGGCCGCCGGCGGCAAGGCGGAGCAGCAGCUGAGGAGCCUGGCGGCCAGCAGCAGCACCAUGCUGACCGUGCUGGAGGAGGCCGGCCGCCUGCUCAAGCUGCUCUGGAGGGUGGCCCCGCCGGCCGGGUGGACGCCAGCCGACGGCAGCACCGGCCAGCAGGACGAGCUGCUGAAAAACGAGAUCGCCCGCCUGAAGAGCCGGCUGAGCCAGCAGGAGAGGAUGCUGAGCGGAGCCGUGAAGCGCCUGCGCUCCACCAACCAGCUCAAGGAGGGCAUGGAGAGGGUCAUCAUCGACCAGUUGUCUCUCACACACGGCGUGCUGAAGAAAGCCAGAGGCAAUCUAGAGACAAAUUACUGUGCCCUCUUGGGCAUGAAAGGCCCGCCUGGAGGAGCAGGUGAAGGAGGUGCCGGUGAAUGGCCAGUAGUGGACACUGCAGCCCCCCCGGAGCAGAGGGGCGUCCCCGUUUCCAGGCGGACUCUACGGAGAAGCUCCGCGUCGUCAGGAGACCGAAGCAGCGACUGA
This is a messenger RNA of Menidia menidia (Atlantic silverside), 8850 nucleotides long. The record is from the annotation of a GenBank genome assembly. Lineage: Eukaryota; Metazoa; Chordata; Actinopteri; Atheriniformes; Atherinopsidae.